This is a messenger RNA of Effrenium voratum, 1852 nucleotides long. NCBI's taxonomy places the organism in Eukaryota, Dinophyceae, Suessiales, Symbiodiniaceae. The record is from the annotation of a GenBank genome assembly.
AGAUACGGCUCAGAGAAGCCUCCCAUCUCCAGAGCGGCAAGUCAAGAGGAUGAGCCGAUGACCCAUCCAGCAUGACAUGCAGGUGUCCAGGACCGCAGCUUUGCAUGACCGUGUUGCACAGGCUGUGAUUGAUCGUUAUGAUGGGCUACCAGGGCGGGCGAAGCCUCAAGGCAAGGCUUGGACAGUGCUGGCGGGCAUUGUUGCGGAGAGGAAGGGAGAGUUGGAGGUGAUAGCGCUCGCAACUGGCACCCGCUGUGUGGGUCUUGCUGCAAUGGUGGCCGGUGGCGGGCAGGUGAUGCAUGACUGUCACGCUGAAGUCCUUUGCCGGCGAGCAUUCCAUCGCUUCCUUCUGGCAGAGAUGGCUUGGCAGGUAGGAAGCCAGCAGGAGGGUCAUCAGGCGCUGGAGGUUUGCGCACUCUGCAUCAAAAUCGGGACUUUGACCCCCGCAAAAAUGUGGUUUUCCUGUUGGUGUCCAUUUAAUAACCGAGGCCCAAGGGGGGUACCCUCCCGGAAGGCUAGGAAGCCGAUCCUGGAGCGGCUUCAGGGCGAGGAGUUGCAGUUCGGCUUGGCCGCGGAUCUGCAUUUCUAUGUGAGCACCCUGCCGUGUGGGGAGUGCACGCUGGUGCCGCUGCAGAGCAGCAAGGAGGGAACGCUGGCGAGGAAGCUGACGGAGGAGACCGAGCCGGUGCAAUUGCAAGACCGCAACAGGACAGGUGCCAAACCAUCUCGUGGCAUGCCUACAGAUCCUAAGGCAGAUGGUAUCGACUUCCACCGGGAUGGAGUCUUACGGUACAAGUCGGGCCGGAGCGACACGAGGCCAGAUAGCCAAACUGUGUGCUACAGCUGUUCCGACAAGCUUUGCCGCUGGAACCGCCUCGGCUGGGAGGGUGCGCUCCUAUCUCGUCUCCUCAAGGAGCCGCUUCGGAUGCAGUCCGUUGUGCUCGGCGGCUGUGUGUACGACGCAGGUUUCGCCCACCACGCCCUCUUCGGCCGGGGACCUCCCAGCGCCUCCGCCGCGCCUACGUUUUGCCACACGAGUGUGCAAUUUCACGCCUCGCGGGAGGCGGUAGAGGCGCUUCCAGGAUUUGCCAAGGUGUCGACCGCGGGCUUGAGUUUGGUCUGGAGUGCCGAGCCCACAGGCCGCACGGAAGCCCUGCCCAACAGGUCCAUCUCAAACAAUGUGCCCGGCUUUUACGACAUCCUCAUUGGGCACACUGGCCAGCGACAGGGGCUGCGAAAUGAUCGCCAGGCCAAGCGAGUGGCCGUCAGCCAUGAAGUGGACAGCUGGGUUUCGCCCUUGUGCAAGAAGCUCAUGGCGCAGGAUGUCCUGAGCUGCUUGCGGCACAUGCUUGGCGACGAGGCCUUGGCAGACUGGAUUCUCAAGACGGACGACAGUGAGAGGAAGCGUCGCAGACUGUCGCCAGCUCUCGGCGCGAUGCCGCCAGCUGUCGGCGAGCGAGCACAUGCGCACUUCCCAUCGUACGCUUGGCUCAAAGAGGCUCUGUCGAGUGGCAGCUUCCGCGCGGCAAGGGCGGCUUUCCAUGCCAGCGAGCCCUUCUGUCACUGGGGCCGGAAGCAGACCAUGGUGUUCAAAGAUGACGCACACGGAGUCGAUGGGUUCGCAGUGCCAAUCCCACCGUCGCGAGAAGUGAAGCUGCCCUUGGCCAGAUGAGCGGCCAGUUACGCAGCUCGCAACCAGCGUUCUGAAAGGUAUCGCAGGUGCAUCUUCGACAUCGCGGUUGAUCAGGAAGUUCAAGCACGAGCGAGGUAAGCCAGUCUGCAUGCCCUCGCGAUCUAGCCAUCUGCUUCACUGCGAUAAGCUGGCCACCAUCCAAAGACGAAGCAGACGUGC